This is a messenger RNA of Monopterus albus (swamp eel), 6919 nucleotides long. RefSeq names its product collagen alpha-1(XIX) chain. The record is from RefSeq and is a predicted model, not a curated record. Gene Ontology annotation, molecular function: extracellular matrix structural constituent conferring tensile strength. Bases 344 to 3697 code for a protein of 1117 amino acids. The transcript has 53 exons. Gene Ontology annotation, biological process: extracellular matrix organization. NCBI's taxonomy places the organism in Eukaryota, Metazoa, Chordata, Actinopteri, Synbranchiformes, Synbranchidae.
CACAGCCUCUAAAUGUGUUUUUAAAAUGCCUCACGGGAAGGGAAUGGUUAUAUGUGUUUGCAAUAUCUGUGGUGAAAAGCAGUGUUUCCUUUUUUCGACAACACAAAUUGUUUAUAUGCAGUACCGUAACCUAUGUUAAAAGAGCGUGGUGUAAACUAGCUAACGUUACGUAAUAUCAGUUAGUUGACCAGGAAAAAAACCUAACCGGAAAUAUUUUUGUGUAGUACUGUAAACAUAUCGAUAUAGUGGUGUUUUACACUGCAACUGCUUCGAAUGGUACCAACUAGCCAUAAGCGGAUACGAAAUACGGUUUUCAGGUGGACUCUUUUCUAGUGUCAGAGCCAUGAUUUGCUUGCUAAGAUGGAUUACUUUCCUUUGGACUGUGAAUUCAAUCCCUUGCAGUUUUGGAAUGGCAGUGAGUGAACAAACAGAUGGCUCAUGUCCCCUUCUGAGUGUAGAGGAACACAGGUUUUCUGAUGUUUUGGAUCGUCCCCUGGAAAUCACAGGAUAUGAUCUUAGAGAAACGUUUCUUCCCCAAAAGGGAACAGUCACAGAAGACCUGCCAUCAUUUCGUUUAGGAAGCAGUCGACUUAUUAAGCCGACAAAAUUAAUAUUUCCAAACGGGCUUUCAAGCGAAUACUCCCUUGUCGCUACCUUCCGGGUAAGAAGAACUACAAAAAAAGACCGCUGGUAUCUUUGGCAGAUAUUCGACCAAUCAAGACACAGUCAGGUGUCUGUCGUUGUUGACGGUGGCAAGAAGGUGGUGGAGUUUUCCUCCCAGGGUCUGCUAAAGAAUACUGUCCAUUUGAUAUUCAAAAGCCGUGACCUACAUGGCCUCUUUGAUCGCCAGUGGCACAAGCUGAGCAUUUCUGUACAGAACAACGAAUUGUCCAUUUACAUGGACUGCAAGCUAAUAGAAAGGAGACCGACUGAUGAGAAGGACAGCAUUGACCCCAACGGGAACACUGUCAUUACUUCACGAGUGGAGGAUGGACAGCCUGUAGAUAUUGAACUGAAACAAUUUCUAGUUUACUGUGACCCUUUCAUGGCUGAGAUGGAAAAUUGCUGUGAACUUCAGGAGCCAAAGUGUGAAGGCAAGAAGACAUUUAAUGGGACUUCCCCUCCCCUGGUUUCAGAGCAGCUUCCCCAGAUGCUGUCUCAGCCACUCUCACGGCCAGUUGACAGAUGUCACUGUCCAGCUGAAAAGGGAGAUGUUGGUCUUCCAGGGGUAGAUGGGCUGCCGGGACAAAAAGGGGAUAAAGGAGACAAGGGGGACACAGGAGAGACUGGGGUUCCAGGAAACCCAGGACCUAAGGGGGAACUUGGAUCAGAAGGGCAACAGGGAAUCAAUGGGGAAAAGGGUGUCACAGGUCUGCCUGGAGUUCCAGGGCUUCCAGGUGAAAAAGAAUGCCUCAAAGGAGAUCAGGGCCCACGAGGUGAAAAAGGAGACAAGGGAUUGGCUGGGGUGCCGGGUCAGCCAGGGGAACCAGGCAAAGAGGGCAAAAGGGGACGGAGAGGAAAAAGUGGGGAGCCUGGACCCAGAGGCCUACCUGGUCCCCCAGGAGCCUCGGAUGGAGCAAGUGUCAAGAGGGAGAAGGGCGAGUCUGGAGGCCCAGCAGAAAAGGGGGAGAAAGGAGAGAGAGGGGACCCUGGUCAGCCAGGUGCCGAGGGGGCCAGUGGGACGAAAGGACAAAAAGGGGAUGUUGGCGCUCCUGGUCCUCCUGGUCCUGUGAUGACAGCUCAUGGAUUAAGACAGCUCUCUGGAACUGAUGAUAUGACAGAAAGGGAGCAAAAAGGAGAAAAAGGAGACCAGGGUGAACGAGGAGCUCCAGGACCGCAAGGCUUCAAGGGAAACGUAGGGCUACCGGGACUAAAGGGAGAUCAAGGACCUGAGGGGAAGCAAGGCCUUCCUGGACCCACUGGACUCCCAGGACUCCCAGGCGAGCCAGGCUCGCCAGGAGAGCCAGGGGUGCUGGGGAGAGAUGGCCUGAAAGGAGAAAAGGGGGAAUCUGGUGGUGUGGUGGGACCACAAGGACCUCCAGGUCCCAAGGGUGAGCCUGGAGAGCCUGGAUCUGGAUAUAUGGGCGACGGUUUGCCUCUAACUAGAGGGUCUCGCGGGCCCAAGGGUGAGAGAGGUGUCCCGGGAUUGCCAGGAGACCCUGGUGAAAAAGGUGAACCUGGAGAGAGCAUCAUAGGCCCACCUGGCCUCAUGGGACAGCCAGGAAAACCAGGGAUUGAGGGCCCACGUGGAUCCCCAGGUGUAUCCGGCCCUCCCGGAGUUCCAGGAAGAGAGGGCUCCCCUGGUAGACCAGGACCUCCAGGCCCUGCCGGACCUCCAGGUGAACCAACUGCCUUGCCAAUUGUUGGAGACACGGGCGCUUUACUUAAGAAUGCCUGCAGCAUGUGCCAGACGAGAGUUCCCGGGCUGCCUGGGCAGAAGGGAGAGAAGGGGUCCCCUGGAGCGCAAGGAGUACAAGGCAUGGUGGGAGAGAAGGGGGAUCCAGGUAUAAGGGGUCCUAUAGGUAACCCUGGGAAAGAAGGCCCAAAGGGAGUGAAAGGAGAGAGAGGGUUCCCAGGCCCUACAGGAGAUAAAGGUGAUGAGGGACUUUCAGGAGCACCCGGUCUUCCUGGUGUUGCCGGUCGUACUGGAGCUCCGGGGCUUUUGGGCCGACCUGGUCCAAUGGGCCAACCAGGAGCAAAAGGAGAAAAAGGAAAUGAAGGACCCCCGGGCCGACCAGGGCUUCCAGGGCCUCCGGGUGUACCCUAUGUGGAGGGCAAUGGGAUGAGCAGUCUGUACAAGCUGCAGAGUGGUGGAGCUAUUUCCGGAACCCCUGGAGCCCCUGGUGCUCCGGGUCCCAAAGGAGAUGAAGGACCUGCAGGAGAACCAGGGCUCAUGGGAUUACCCGGGCUUGAAGGGCUACCUGGUGCCAAGGGUGAUACUGGUUUUCCUGGUCCACCUGGGAUGCCAGGUCCACCAGGGAAGCCCGGCGCUCGUGGAGAGCCAGGGAUCCCAGGAGAGCCGGGUGAGAGGGGGCCGCUGGGAGAGACAGGAUUCCCAGGGCCCGAGGGACCCCAAGGUGUUCCCGGCAGACCUGGAAAAGAUGGAACUCCUGGAUACAAGGGAGCUACAGGGAAUCCAGGGGACAGAGGAUCCAAAGGAGAACGUGGUGAUCCAGGGAUUUCAGGAGAAAGAGGCGUUCAAGGCGAGAGGGGUCGCACAGGAGAUCCUGGCGCUAUCGGACCGAUCGGCCCACCAGGCCAAAAGGGAGAUCCGGGCCCUCCAGGAUAUCUUGAGAGUAUAAACCUCCUGGGUGAUCCCAGUUUCAUACAGGAACUCAGAAUGUUUAUCCGAAGUGAAGUACUGAGGGUCCUUGAAGAGAAGCAGUCAGGUGCCGCCAUGCUGCAGAAGACACCUGCAGGAAUCUUAGCUUCUCAUAUCCAUGGGCCUCCAGGACCUCCUGGCAAGGAUGGAUUACCAGGCCCACCAGGAGAGCCUGGCCCUCCUGGCCCUCAAGGAUACAGAGGCCAGAAAGGAGAACGAGGCCAGCUUGGACUGGGGUUCGCAGGAGAUCCAGGACCCAUGGGGCCGCCAGGCCCUCCUGGGAUCACUUCUCGGGGCCCCCCUGGCUCUCAAGGGCCCCGUGGACCUCCUGGGACAUGUGACCCAAGUGACUGUCUCCUCCCUGGCUUCAGCUGAGUGCUGCAGCCACAGAGCAGGAGAAGGAUGGCCUCGCUGUAUCUGACAGCUUCCUCUGCUCUGCUUUGUCCAACAGGCUCACAACUGACUUCAUUUGUUCACUUUACAAUAACAUUUGGAUGCAGCUAAGGUUGUUAUUUUUCUGGGAUUGUUGUUGGGUUAGCUUUCAAUGCAACAAACCUUUGUUUUUUUUAACACGUACUUUUAUUUCUUGUUUUCUAGUUUCCCCUACAGUGAUGUAAUGCAUUCCUUGUCAACUCUUAUUACAUCUUUCAAGACCAUGAAAUGGCUUUGUUUUGUCAUGUUCGGUUCUGUCUGCAAACAUGAUCUUAAUUAUUUGUUUGCCUCCUUAAUGGGCAUGCCUGUACAGUCUUCUGUUCUUAUUCAGAUAAGCCAUUGUGCUGACAGAAUGUACAUCUUGUGUGUGCAUGUGUGAGAGAAAAAGAUUAACUGGAUGAAUGAGACUUGUUUUAUGUGUGAGAAAAUAACUGAUUUAAAAAAAAAUACUUAUGCAACCAAAGUGCAGCAUUUGUGUCUGAUAUUGAAAUUAUUUAUUUUAAGUACAAGAAUGUAUUUAACAGAUGGCACUAAUAAUUAAAGUAAAUGUAGCAUGGUUGUUCAGUAAUAUUAUUACAAAGUGGAUUAAUACAUGACUAGAUUAUGGAGAGUUUUGUCUUUUGAAAUGAUCACUCAUGACACAUUUGCGCGUUGAAUGAUAAGUUUGUUUUUUUAGGAAUCUGCAGAAUAACCACUGAUAAAGAGGUUUUCUCAUUUUGUAGGUUAUGCAUCAGUGCUGAGCUCUCAUCAGUGAGGUUUGCCAGCAUUUUUGAUACAAACACAACUUAUACUGUUUGUCUGAAACUAUCUGUACGCAAACAUCAAGGACAUGAAUGUACUUUAAAUGUCACUGAUGUUUAAUGAGUGUGAUAUGACCUCGCUUUGACUUUUACUGUUGGUUUAAUCUGUAAAUAAGUUGCACGAGUGACUGAGGUUUUCUCUCCCCCCCCUUUUCUUUUUUCUUGUCUAAUGGGGCUUUUAAUGGGACCUGACAAUAUAAUUACAGUACAUAAGCAAGUUGUUAUCGUAAUGGCACAUUAAGGUUUUCACUUAUCAAUCACACAUCACUGCAAACCCUUUGUGUAUAUGUGUGUCUGAAAUAAUUAUUAGCAUAAAUUGUUUACAUAUGUUAGUGUUGUGUAUGAUGAUUCCUCUGGUUUAUUUGUAUAUUUUUGAUUUUUAGUUGCACCAAGAAAACCGGACUACUAUACUGCAACUUCAGGCUUCUUAUGUUGGUGACUCAUUUUAGUCAUAAAUUUACUUGAAUCUUCCUGUUGUUAGUUUUAACACUAUCAUGGCCGACAUGGUCCAUCUCCUGGUUUUUCACUGCGUCACUAUGUAUUGUUGGGUUUGGGGUCUCUUAAGACUGGAGUUUUGAUUUAUUUAUUUACUAUAAUAAAGUAAUUUUAUUGUUCUCAACAUUUGCAGAAGGUUUGAGUCAAAUUUAUUUAAACGGGCUAUAUGAUAUAUCACAUGUGGACAGAUGAAUAUCUUACUGAGUAUAAUCACUCUGAGAAUUUGCAAAACGUCUUGAGGACAGAAGGACAAAAGUUGUCAGAUUUGGGAUCUAAAUUAAAGCGAUUUUUUUUUAAGACAAUGCAUAAUUUGGUUAUUGUGAAAAACACUAAACAAUGAAGUUUUAAAUAGUAGAAAAAGUUAAUUAUCCUGCAGUGUAUAUCACUUUCCUGGUGCUUUCAUGCUGAGCACCGUUUAAUGAAAGUUUGACUCAAAGGCUUUAAUUUUACUUUUACUUUUACUUUUACUUUUAAGUGUCCUGCUGUGAUUAAUGUUUGAAAGGUUGUGUGGAAAUAUCUGAAAAUUUGGGGAAAUUAAGAGCUCGGCUCUAUCUGUAUUUCAUCUUUUUAGAUCUGUUUGACACUUUUUUUCUUUUUACUUCAUGUCUCACAUCAUAUGAAGUCAUCAUUCUUCUCUUACACAUGUAAAUUAUAACUCACAUCUUAUUCAUAAAGCUACAGAGCAUUUUUCGACAUGCCAGUUUGGUUUUAUCUCUGUUAAGUUUUAUCAGCAUAAGUGGGUCUAAUUUUAGAUGGGCUGUGAAUCAAAUGUGUGCCACCGACUUCAUUUGUGAGCUAAAAGAGCCCCCUGCUGGAAAUGCAUUUAUUUGCUCAUUGCUUGUGAUGUGAAUAAAAAUAAUAUUUCUUUGGAUUAUAGGCCACAUAAAAUCCCCUCCUUCUAUAGGCCUUUGUUGUUUCAUCACACUAAUUUUAAUAUUUGGCUUAAUGGGCUCCCCUCGGAGACAGUAAUGGCGACCUUGACGAAAUUCAAAGGAGACAGCAGCAGCAAACUAAUGUGAUCUGAACUUUUCAGUGCACUGAUGAGAGCGACUCUGUCUGUAUAUUGAAUUAAUAUUAAUAUGCACCAGUUUGUGACUUCAAUUUAGCUAAACAGAAUGAUAACUAGGCAAGACACGAAAUGGCUACUGAUGUCACAGCCCACUUCACUAGCAAUUUGGUGCCAACCAUUUAACAUCACUCACAGUUAAAAUCCAUUUGUUCCAAGUGGAAAAUGCCGUAUGAAAGCAAAGGAUGGAGGGGUUGUAUGCUGGUGCAUCCUUCAGAUGAAAUGCUGCUUUAAAGAAUGGUGUGCCGAAUAGUGUGAAAUUCAUUUAAAACAAAUUAGCAUGUUUGCUUUUUUUGCUUUUUUACUGUAAUGUAACUUGAUCCAUUGCCACGUUUAAUCCAAUUUUUUAAUAAAUAAGCUUGUAAUAAGGGGGAAUAUGGAUCAGCCUCUCAGGUGGUUCUUUGGAUUAAAAAUGUCUGCCCUCUGCUCUCAUCUGAUCUCCUCUGUGGUGCUGAGUAACUUUAAUGUGUGUUUUUCAGUCUUUGUUUCACUGAAUAUCUACCUCAGUCUUGGUUUACCACAUGUCUACAUCAUUAGCUAUUUUGGAAAAACUAUCACAACACUAACUGUUGCCUUUCACUGAAAAAGCAUUUGAAACCACGUGUAUGUAAAAACUGAAAUUUUUCAGGCCUGGAUCUUAAGUAUCAGUCUCAGUCAGUUUAGCGAACCAUAUACUUGGACAGUAAUGCUCCUGUUAUGGAGGAGGAUCCAAUUUGCAUGUGGUUACCAGGUAUCAGAGGUUAUAUUUUACUGUUUUCUUUGUAUCAUCUUUUGCUUAAACAGAUUAAUGGAAUCUGCCUUAUA